UAUAAGUAUAGCUGCAAGUACUGGCACAAAAGAAGAAAGAUGUCACCGACAAAUGUAGCUAUGUUCUUUGUCUCUUUGGUCAUUAUUAGCACAGCAACUGAUGUUGCUCCAGGAACCGAACAGUUUCAGUCCUUACUAAGUUCUCAGGAACAUGAGAAGCCUCAGUUUCUUACUGUGAGAGGAUGCAACAACGAUUGUGAAACAUCUUGCUGUGACUGCAACAUAGAGAUUCAGCCUCCGAUUUGUGUCCAGUGUUGCCUGAUUUGAGCUUUGUGUGGACAGUUUUAUAUAUAUAUAUAUAUAUAUAUAUAUAUAUAUAUCUGUUUGUUCACAUUCCUUACUCAUACUUGGCUUUAGCCCAUUUCUUUAUUUGGCACAGCUCAAUUUAGGUAUUAAUGACUUGUGCCAAGUAUGAACUAUAAUGUCAACAACCUCGAAUCUUUUUUUAAAUUCAUCACUCUGUUAUUGCCUUAUCAUUUCAAGAUAAAUGAAUUGUCAAAUGAUUUAACAUUUGCACGUUAUCUAUAUACAACAACUCAUUAACUUGACCUACAAACUACUCUUUUGGAUCUUUACGCUAAGACCUUUUUGAGCAUAUUCCUUCUUCCAUUAAAGGCUCCUUGGCUUUUAUAUAUCCCUCAAGGCUUAACUUCCAAUUCAAAGUGCUUCCCUUUUUCUUUCUUUAAAAUGAGACGAGAAGGUCGGCAACAUGGUAUUGUCCGAACUUACCGGAUUCUUCCACCGCCGCUUAAUCCAAGGCUGGUCAACUCUGCAACUCCAUCCACAUCCUCAGCAGUUUUUACCAAAUUGCCAUCGAAACCGACCAGAGCUCACAGGAGAAUAUGGUAUGGCCAGGUGCAUUGGCUGAGAUCAAACGACAUGGCUUCUUCGUCCAGCUACAAACUCCUCACUUGUCGUAUCAUUACCAGACCCGGGACCAGAUCCGUUUUGGAUCUUGCCGGUUUAUCUGAACUUAAUGGUAAUGGCGACGAUUUUAAAGAAGACAAAGGAGGAGAAGCUGAAGAUGAAAUGACAAAUAGAGAGAAUGGACAUAAUAGCGACAAAGAAGAUGGCGGGGAUGUUGAUGAAAGCAUGAGUUUUUACGAUGUGGGGAUAAUGAUGGAACAUGUGUUAGAUCACGAUGACGAUGAAGAAGAAGAAGAUGGUUGGUGUUUGGUCUGAAAAAAAGGAAGUAAUGAUCAUGUCUCUCUCACGUGGAUCAGCUUUUUUUUUUUCUUUUGCAUAUUCAAGUGAAUGUAAUUCGAUUCUUUAUGUAAAGUUAAUCCAAUCCCUUCUUCAUCAACAAGAGCCAGUUUAAAGAUAAAGAUUCAGACCAAAAAGAGAAAUUAAAGUUGUAUUUUCAUUACAUAAGUAGAUAGAAAUCAAAAGUAAAACAAAAGAAGCUAGUUCUAGCGUUUCUUCUUCUUCUUCCUAAUGCGCUCAGACUCUUUUAAACAGGUGAUAAAAGGGUGUAAUCGGUGCCAUCUACGUGAUGAAAUCGCUAAGUAGCUUGAUCGAACUAUGAACUCAAUCUUUUUAUUUCUCCCAUUUGCCAUUUUGGCAGACUUGUGUAGAGCUGCUUCCUUCAAAGUUGUAUUCUUUCAUCUUCUUUGUCUUUAUUAUGAUUCUCUUACAUUUUUUGGCUUCAAACAAAGACACAUAAACUGCUUCUUCUUCUCUGUCUUUCUCUGCACCACACACACCAUAUAAAUGAGAAACAUCUCUCUUCUUUUUAAUUUAACCAUGAGAUUUCAAUU
Messenger RNA from Brassica napus (rape), 1757 nucleotides. RefSeq lists its product as uncharacterized. The record is from RefSeq and is a predicted model, not a curated record. Bases 688 to 1182 code for a protein of 164 amino acids. The transcript has 2 exons. NCBI's taxonomy places the organism in Eukaryota, Viridiplantae, Streptophyta, Magnoliopsida, Brassicales, Brassicaceae.